AUGGGGGGUGGUAUGGUGGGCACUAGGCCGCGUCCCCAGCCCCCACGCGCGGGCCUACCUGCGCACGUCUGCGGAGUCCCCGCAAUACCUCGGGAGACCCCUGUCGUGGAGCCCCGGCGAGGCCGGGAAGCUGCUGGGACUGGAACUGUGUGCGUGCGGGGCGGACGGGAGGCGCGAGCGCCGCUCGGUCAGUACUCCGCGGACCGCGAUUGCGAGUGCAUUUGUCGUGCGUACUAUAGUUACUUAGGGAAUAACUUAAUAAUGAGGCGGCGUGCUCGCAAACUGUUGGACUUGGUGCCAAGAAAUGAUGUGGUUGAAGAAAAAAAAGUCUUACAAGAUAGUACGAAUGUUCCAAUCGAUAUGAGUAAUCGUAUUGAUUCUCCAGUACCUUCGGGUUGUGAACAAGAGAUCAAGUUCUUAUUGCAAGUUGAAGCAGAAGAAUUUUUACAAUUAAACAAUAAUAAUGAUUUGCCAGACUUUUUUGUUACUAUAGAAGAAGAAACAGAACACGUAGAAGUAGAAGAAAUAGCACAUAAAAAUAAAGAAAAAGACAAAGUACAAGAAAAAAGUAACGAUGUACAAUUAUCACCAUUGAAUAAUGUUGUAGAAUUACCCAUUGCUGAGGAGAUUAUGUCUCAAGAAAAAAGGGUACAAAGACAAAAUUGUGUACCAUCAUCACCAAAAAAUAGUUUAGAAGGACCAGAGGUUCUUGAAGAUGAAAUGAUACUAUCACGAGCUGCCAAUACAACCAUCGAUUGCCCUAUGAGUGAAAACUUAUCAAUUUUGACGACUGAUUUAAAUUUUAACAGUCCUACUUCAAGCUUUACGAUUCCAUCUCCAUUAUCGUCCGCUGUUUCUUCUCCAGUCGGUUCUCCUUUAGAUUGUAGUAACAAACGGCGUUCUGGUAAGGUCCGUACUCGUAAUUAUACAGAAUGGAAAGAUCUUAAAAGAAAAGCACUCAAAAAUUCAGGAAAACCUUUUAUUAACAAAAUGGGACGAGCCGUUUCCGGCAAAAAAAUUAAAGAGCCUUGCAACUGUCCAAAGAAAUGUUUUGAAAAAAUUGAAGAAAGUUGCAGGGAACAUGUUUUUAACUGUUUUUGGGAUAUUGGAAGUCAUGAGAAACAAUGGGAUUUUAUUGUGAAAUACACUAGGUGCCACAAACCAAAACGUAUUAAAGCAGAAGGGCCAAAUAGAACACAAACAAGGAUUUAUAAUUUACCAAUUAACAAAACUGAGACAGUUCAAGUCUGUCGGAAAAUGUUUUUGAACACUCUAUCAAUUAGUGAAAAAACUGUACGCACCGCAUUCAUGAAAGUUAAUACAUCGAUGAAUGAACAUCGCUUAAGUGACUUGAGAGGCAGACAUCUUAACCGGCCAAAGAAAAUAAAAGAAGCUGUAGUCGAUAGUGUGAAAAAUCAUAUUGAUUCUCUGGCGCCUGUUGAAUCGCAUUACUGCCGUAAAAACAGCACAAAGAAAUAUCUGGACGGGCAGCUAUCAUACAAACGUCUGCAUAACUUAUACACAGAAUGGUUUUUGCAUGAAAACUAUGACUGUGAAAUGGCUUCACUUCGUCAGUAUCAAGAUAUUGUCAACAAAAAUUUUAAUAUUGCUUUUUACCAUCCAAAAAAAGACCAAUGCGAUAAGUGUCAUGCUUUCUUUUGUAACAAGGAACCAACUGACACACAAAAGCGUGAACAAGACCUACACAUGCAGCGCAAAAAUUUUUGUAGGACUGUUAAAGCGGCUGACAAAGCUGAAGCUGAAAGAAACAGCAGCAUAAUAGUAGCAACUUUUGAUAUGCAAAAAAUUUUGACUUGUCCUUUCGGAAAUGUAAGCAUUUUUUAUUAUAAGAGGAAACUAAACCUCUACAACUUUACUGUAUAUGAUGUGGCACAAAAAAGUGGUUACUGCUACAUGUGGACAGAAGUGUUUGGUAAAAAGGGAGCAAACGAAAUAAGCAGUGGCUUAAACUUGUUUAUAAAGACGAAAAUUGAUGAUGGUGCUAAAAUUUUUAGAUUUUGGUCAGAUAAUUGCUCUGGUCAAAAUCGUAAUCGUAUAGUCUUUGCAUUUUAUCAGCAUGUUCUUGAAAAGUUUGAUAUAGAAAGUAUAACCCACCGCUUCCUUGAAGUUGGGCACACACAAAAUGAAGGGGACAGUGUCCAUUCAGUUAUAGAAGGAGUUUCAAAUAGGAAGACUAUAUAUACUCCCGACCAAUGGGUAAAUCUAAUUAGAUGGGCCAAAACUACAGGCGAAGCAUACAGAGUUAAGGAAAUGGCUUUGACAGAUAUUUUUAACUAUCGAUCUUUACUUAAUGGGAAAAAUUGGACUAAAAAUGAUGACGGAGAAAAAGUAGUAUGGAGUAAGAUUAAAGAAGUGCAUAUUACUAAAGAAAAUUAUAAUGUAAUAAAAUAUAAAUAUGAUCUUAAUGAAGAAUAUGACACAAUGACAACAUUAAAAAAAAGUAGAAGAGGAAAGAAAACAAUACCGGAUCCAGAAGUCCAACUUGCCAAUACGACUCCUCUUAAAGUUAAAUAUGAUAAAUACAAAGACUUAAUGUCAAUGUGCGACUCAAAAAUAAUCCCAGAUGAAUUUCAUUCAUUUUUCCGAGGAUUGCCGUAUGAGCAAAUACCGUUAGGGAAUGAUAACAAUACAGAAAGUACUGACGAAGAAGAUGAUUAUGACAAGUGGUUUAUGGUAACUAAAAUAAGACACAUGGACGUUCAUAGAUACGUGGUUCACGAAUCUUGA
Molecule: messenger RNA, 2748 nt
Organism: Chilo suppressalis (striped riceborer)
Lineage: Eukaryota; Metazoa; Arthropoda; Insecta; Lepidoptera; Crambidae
Source: the annotation of a GenBank genome assembly